Tetranychus urticae (two-spotted spider mite) is the source of this 2872-nucleotide messenger RNA. RefSeq lists its product as uncharacterized. NCBI's taxonomy places the organism in Eukaryota, Metazoa, Arthropoda, Arachnida, Trombidiformes, Tetranychidae. The record is from RefSeq and is a predicted model, not a curated record.
UCAGUAGUGUCAUCUGGUUUUUCCAGGGAGAGACACCUCUCAUUUUUUUCAUUAUUGCUUUUACUCUUCAGCUUCAGUGUUGUCCUUCAUUCAAAUUUUUGUGUUUGUUUUUCUUUAGUUCAACAUUAGUUUAUACACAUGAUUAAAUUAAUUAACUACGGGUGAUUCCAUUUUAAAUCAGUGGCCUGAAUAUUCCAAGUUAUUUUGUAUUGUCUUUCAUUAUUACCUUUACCUUUUGAUAUACUUGCCUUUCCUGUGAAGACCUUUUAACUGGUCAAAACACACUUUUUUCCUAACAUCUUCUUUCUCAUCUUCACUGUCUGUCUGUUCCUCUUUCUCUUUUGCUAUUGGUGUACACUCAUCAUCUGUUUCGACAAGCGAAUUGUAGUGUUAUUUGAAUCUGUUUUUGUAAUGUUAAUUUGUUAAUUUAUAUUUAAUAUUUACUAUCCCAUUCUUUUUGAUUGUUCAACCAUCUUCUUAGCAUUGUUGGGUUUCAUUCACCUUCACGGGUGAAGGUGUAAGUGACGAUUUUUUGAGUCACUUUGUUUUGGGUACUUUUCACUUGGUUUAUAUGUUCUGGUUACAAGCCCUUUAGUAAAACCUGUUUUUACUCUCAUGGAAAGUUUUGGGCUUUCUCCGGACAAAGUGGAAAAGCUAUAUCAUCAAGCUCUUCGGCUCAACCAACUCACAUAUCAAAACAAUUACAAUCCAGUCAACAAGACGAAUGGUAGUGAUUCCAAUAAAAUUGCAUCUCGGUCCACAUUAGAUAAGAGUAAAUCCGCCGUAACACAGGCAAUGUCUAGAUCUGACCCGUAUCCACCAAUGUUUGACCAAUCUUUACGAGAAUGGGAGGUUUUCAAGUAUGGAGAUGACUAUGGCUUCAAAGACUUACCUACAUCGGAGCCUUGUACAAGCAGUCCAAAAAACACCAAUCAGGAUUCCAUUGAACAAAAUUCUGAGAAUAGGUUAGCCUCAUCAAAUAGCAGUGAUUUACAAAGUUCCGGAGACCAUUCAACUGUUGAAGAUGAUGGAUUUAACCCUGAUUUUAUCAGCGUUCUUGAUAAUGCUGAAGUGAUUGGUGAAAAAUUUGUGAAGGAGAUCCAAUCAAUGAAGAAACUUUUUUCAUCAAAUGAUACUUUCAAAAAUCAAUUUGAGAAAAUAUUCUGCUCUCUUCGUAGAGAAAAAAUUAAAUUGGAGAUUGAUCUUCUUCAAGCCAAAAGGUGUAUUGAAAGUCUAAAAAAUCAACUUGUGAUAGUACAGGAAGAAGCUGAUCAAUGUAGGAGAGAGCUGGAUGAAGAAAGAAGCAGCUCAAACGCUAGAAUGUCAAAAAUGGUGAGAAGAUAUACUGAAACUAAAAACUUAUUAGAAAAAGCUCAUAAGCAGCUGGCUAUUCGACGAAGUAAUAUCUCCAAAGAAAAUUUAAAAUCAAACAACCAUCAAAACCCUCCUGUAGAAACUAAACCUGUCAAAGAAAAUGGUGAACCCAUGGAAGAUACCGCAGGAUCACCAGAAUCAUGUGAAGAAGCACAAGAUGAUUCCACCAGAUCACGUAAUGGCAAAUCGCCAGUUAGUAGUUCAUCAAUGGAUAUGAAUUCUGGUAUAAACGGAGACUGUGAUCCUAGUAAAGAAGAAAAUGAUCUUAGUAAUGGUUUUCAUCCAUUAAAUUUAACUUCCAACGGACCAACGGAACCUUUCGAGGUUACUACCGAAGAAAUGGGUCUAGAUACUUUACCUUCUGAAGCCAAUGAUCCAUGUAUAUGUGCUGCUAUUGUUGUAACCAAAGGGAGAAUUAUCCUUCAUAAUUUAAAAAGAUCUGAAUAUUUAGCAACUAUUUAUGAAUAUCGAAAAUUCAGACCCGAAUUUACUAAAAGACAAGGCUUACCACUUGACCCGAGUGAAGAAGAGUACGAUUUUGUUAAUAUGCUUCCUGGUCCCUGGUUUAAUUCCAAUAUAGAUGGCUGGUUCAUUGGGAAUGAAACACCCGAAGAAAAAAAUAAACCUCACCCGAGAUUACCGGAUUACAUCCUACUCGAAGGUCUUGUACCGGUUGAGAAGGCGCUUUAUGUACAAAACGUUGUCAUGAAAGAGGAUGUUAAACAUGCCACUCAAGUGGCCUCAGUCCUUGUUAGGCGUGUUUUGCCUGAUGUUUAUGUUAGAAACGCUCUUCUCAGCGGCAAUACCUUAAAAGACGAAUAUCCUCCAGCUAAAUGUUUUAUUGAAUCGUUGGCUAAUGGCUUACCUCUAGGUGUAGGAUAUCGAAGAUUUCUCGCCAUCCAAGCUCAUGCAUUCCGUGUUAUAGGUAAAUAUGGACCAUUAAGCUACAUUGAGAUUCAAGCUGUUCGCACAACUAUAAGUAAAUGUUUAAAGGAACGCCGACGAGACGAUCGCAGAUCUGGUUUGAAACGUAAACGAUCUGUUACUGUGUUACCAUUUACCGGAGUUUAAAUAUCAUGUAUAAACUUAAUCUUUAGUAUCGUCUUUCCCUGUAAUCAAUUCUUAUAUUUUGGAUCAUUCUCAUCAUCUUACCCAUAUCGUGGAUUCUCAUCACCUUUUUAGAUAAAUAUACACCUUCUUUUUACACGAGCUACUUUAUUUUUUUUUCAUAUCACCAUCAUCACUGAUCAUCAUCUUAAUCAUCUCUUAUCUGAAUCGUUUUUGAAAGCUCACUGGCUAUUAUCCUAUUUAAAUGGCGACUGAUUGAUCUCAUCGUUCAAAUUGUUUCUAUUGUACACAAUUCCUCGCCAUGUGUUUCUUUUGGAUCAACUUGACCUUUUGUCAGCUUAUAUCAACAUUUUUUUGAACUGUUUGAACACUUAAUCAUUUCCAUUGAUUUUUAAUAAUGUAAAAUUGAAUAAACAAAAUCAUUAGGAAU